AUGGCUGGGGACUAUUCUCAACCCGGUCGCUGGGCAGCAGCAGAGGAUGCACAGCAACGCAGCAGCGGCACUGAUUCACACCGCGACUACAACCAUCCGCUUGAACCACCGAUGCAGGAAAAGGAGACUGAAACACCGACACCUGUAUAUGCCAUUGACAAUGCAAGCCCCUGGCAGAAAGAAACUGGAGCCAAUGCAGAUGGCGGGCUGGCGAGCAGGACAGACUCAGACUUGACCAGACACGACACCGCCGCGACCACCAGGACCGCCAUCGCCCUCGAAGGCCAGCCCAGCCUGGCCAGCACCGCGUCGCGAGUACCCACAGCCACGAAACCACCGUCGUUCUCGCUGGCGCACGAGAUCCUCUUCAUCGCCGUCAUCAGCUGCGCACAGCUCCUGACCCAGUCGGCGCUGGCGCAGUCCAUCGCGCCCCUGCAUGUCAUCGGCCGCACCUUCAACACCACCAACCCGGGCCAACUAUCGUGGCUCGCGGCCGGCUACUCGCUGACCGUGGGGACGUUCAUUCUCCCCGCGGGGAGAUGGGGCGACCUGUAUGGACACAAGAGGCUCUUCAUCGCGGGUUAUUUCUGGUUCGCCCUGUGGUCCAUGGUCGCGGGUUUCGCGGCCUUUUCGCACUCUCUGAUCUUCUUCGCCUUCUGCCGCGGGAUGCAGGGAAUCGGCCCGGCCAUCCUGCUCCCCAACGGCAUCGCCGUGCUGGCUCGCACCUACCCGCCCGGCAAGAAGAAGAACAUGGUGCUCAGCAUCUUUGGGGCCACCGCUCCCGUCGGCUUCGUCGUCGGCGCCACCUUCUCGGGAAUCUUUACCCAGUUCGUCUGGUGGCCCUGGGCAUACUGGGUCUUGGCCAUGGUGCUGGCCCUUUUGGGUUGCCUGGUCAUCUUCGUCGUGCCUCCCAUGCCGGUCGCGGGCCCGUCGGCGACUUUCUCCGAGCUGGACGCCACGGGCACCGUGCUCGGUGUGCUGGGUCUCAUGUCCUUCAACUUUGCCUGGAAUGAAGGCCCCGCUGCCGGAUGGGCCAAGGUAUACGUCUAUGUCCUGCUGAUCGUCGGCGUCGCGUUGCUCGUCACUUUCUUCUGGUUUGAGAAGAGGCGCGCUUCGUUCCCGUUGGUGCCCAUGUCGUCGUUCACAAUGGACACGAAUCUCGUCUUUGGAUGCGAAGCACUGGGCUGGAGUUCGUUUGGAGUCUGGGUAUUUUAUCUAUGGCAAUUUCUCGAGCUCGAAAGAGGCCAAUCCAUUCUGCUCUCGGCGGCCCAGCUCGUUCCCACGGCAUUGUCCGGUUGCUGUGCGGCCAUAACCACAGGCGUUCUGAUCGCCAAAAUGCAGCCCGGGUGGAUCAUGCUCAUCAGCAUCAGUGCUUUUUUGACCGGAAUGAUCCUGCUUGCCACGAUGCCGGUGCAUCAGACAUACUGGGCGCAAACGUUCGUCGCCACCGUCAUAACCCCGUGGGGCAUGGACAUGUCGUUCCCGUCCGGCAACAUCGUGCUGUCCGACCACAUGCCGCCCGAGCACCAGGGCCUGGCGGCCUCCCUGAUCAACACGGUCAUCAACUAUAGCAUCUCCAUCGGCUUGGGCAUGGCAGGGACGGUCGAAGUGCAUGUCAACUCGGGCGGCCGGAACCCGCUGCAGGGCUACCGUGGAGCUUGGUAUUUGGCCAUCGGAUUCGACGGGCUGGGCAUCUUGUGCGCCAUAUGUCUGAUUCUUUCCUGGAGAGCGCGAGUCAAAGGGAAACAAAAGGGCAGCAAUCAGAAGGAGAUGGACUUGGCGUAA
This is a messenger RNA of Fonsecaea multimorphosa CBS 102226, 1785 nucleotides long. RefSeq lists its product as uncharacterized. Gene Ontology annotation, molecular function: transmembrane transporter activity. The transcript is spliced from 3 exons. Gene Ontology annotation, biological process: transmembrane transport. The record is from RefSeq and is a predicted model, not a curated record. NCBI's taxonomy places the organism in Eukaryota, Fungi, Ascomycota, Eurotiomycetes, Chaetothyriales, Herpotrichiellaceae. Gene Ontology annotation, cellular component: membrane. Bases 1 to 1785 code for a protein of 594 amino acids.